Podarcis lilfordi (Lilford's wall lizard) is the source of this 8110-nucleotide messenger RNA. Lineage: Eukaryota; Metazoa; Chordata; Lepidosauria; Squamata; Lacertidae. The record is from the annotation of a GenBank genome assembly.
GGGGGAAGCCCUGCCUCUCCCUCCCUCUGUCCCUGUGCCCCCUCUCCUAGGCAGAGCUGAAGCCAGCCCAGUCCAGGGAGGAGAGCAGAGCGAGGGGAUGCCAGCUAAGCUGCCUUAGAAGAGCAGGAGGAGAGGUAGGCACCAUUACAGGUGGCAGGAGGAACUGUCUCUGGGCCUUGCAGGAGGAGUGGGGACCCAAAUAUGAGGGAGACGGCUGGCAGGAGGGACAACCUGUUGAAAAUGCACCUACCUAAAAGUCAGGGGUGGAUUUGCAUGGUGUUUAUUUAUUUUUUAUUUUAAUAGUCUUUAUUGAAAAAUAAAAAGUACAUAAUUACAGGUGCACAGAGUAAGAUAAGACACAAAGAAGGAGGAGAAGAUGUAUGUUAAAUUAUGCCUUGCUUGGAAGAAGAGAGGGGAGCUGCGAUGGAGAGUCUGUAGGCAGUGCACUGCCUUGGGGCAAGGAGCAUCUCUCCACCUGGACUGUGACCCUCCAUGCGCUCACCUGGGCGCACAGGUGUUGAGGGCCGCCCUGUUACUAGGCCUGUGGCCCCUUCUGAAUCUUUCUCCCUGACGGAGAUUAUCGGAGGCACAGAUAACGAUAGCAAAGGAGACCUGGGGGGAAGGGCCAUAGCUCAGGGACGGAACACCUGCCUUGCAGGUAGAAGGUCCCAAGAAGUCCAAUUCCUGCAUUUCCAGGAAGGGCUGCGAGAGAGUCCUGCCUGGAACCUUGGAGAGCAGCUGCUGGUCAGUGUGGGCAGAACUGAAUCAGGUGGACUCGGCUGUAAGGCAGCUAGCUAGCUUCCAAUCCCAUUCUGCUGCCCACACAAUGGAUUUCAGGCAAUUGUUUAUUCCAUGGCCUCGGGGGAGCUUCCCUUCUGCAGCCUCUGGCAUUGGCGGGGUAGACAAAUAAGGGACCAGGGAACUAUCCAGAGGAAGGGAACAUCUGGGGCUGGGGCUGGAGAGACUGGAACCCUGUGGGGAUGUUAGCCUCUAGGAGACGGAGCGCUGCAUGGGGAAGGGGGCUGGCUAAAUAGGAAAAUAUGUGCUGUGCAAAUGAGUAAGAAUCAAUGUGUAUAAUGAUCACCACCUUCAUAUAAGUUUACGCACUUCAUUAAAUGAGGUUUCUGAUGGAAACCCCUAAUAAACAAAAACAAAACCCCGUAGCUUUUCUGUUGUUUUUUGCUGUAUAAUUUUUUAUUACAUUUUCCAACAUUUUCACAAUCUCAUGGAAUUAUUACAUUGUUUCAUAAGUUGACUUCCCAGCUCCACGGCGUUUUUACUCAGAUCUUUUCUACUGCAUUAUAUCUCUACCUAUCACAAAAAAAGUUUCUGUUAUUUUAUAAUUUUUUCUAACGCUGCUUUUAUCUUGAACCCUGCCCGCGAUUUCAUUUGACUAAAGUAUUUUUUUCAAAUAGUCCAUAAGAGGCCUCCAUUCUUUGCCUUUCUGUUUUUUUUAUUUUAAUAUAAAAAAACAGUAAAUAUUUAAUUAUUCCAGAAUUUCUAAUAAGAGUGUUUUUGCUUAAGAAGAUAAGGCAGCUUGUGAUUUUACAUGAAUGUGUAAUGAAUGCUUGGAUCUAAAUGUAGCUUAGCUGUAUCAUGAUAUAUCCACUAGGCCUGCCAGCCAACGUAAGAUUUUAAAGCUGCCAUCCUAUACACAGUCAGCUGACAGUGAGUCCUGCAGAACUAAGGGAGACUUGCUUCUGCAUAAGCAGUCAACUGCUAGCUGACUAAUCAUUUGCCUUACAGGGCAAACUGACACUUGUCUCCUUAGUGAAAUAAUAGUGUGGAUUUGAUGAAAUGUACUUCCAUGUACAGGUGUGAUUGCAGUCUUAAUGAAUCGGUAGUUAAAGUCAGAAUAAACUGCCCUUUUCUAGCCCCACAGAAGGGCAUCCUUCAUAGUAUGCAAUAAUAUGCCAUUUAAUGAACAAAAGAAGGAAUGGUGUGUGCCUUUAAUACAGCAUACCUUCAUCCGUUUAAGAAUCUUGGAUGUGGAACAUCUCCUAUUAGAGCAGGCAUAGGCAAACUCUGCCCUCCAGAUGUUUGGGGACUACAACUCCCAUCAUCCCUAGCUAACAGGACAGGUGGUCAGAGAUGAUGGGAAUUGUAGUCUCAAAACAUCUGGAGGGCCGAGUUUGCCUAUGCCUGUAUUAGAGUAACAAAGAGUAACAGGCCUUUAAAGUUUUAGUAGGGUGAGAUGCUUAAGAUCAAGGUUUAAAAAAUAUAUAUAUGUGCACUGAUUUUGGCUGACUGCCAUCCUCUUUUUGCGGUCAGUGAUUUUGAUUGCAAGAAGGGAAACUAGUUGGUACCUGCCUGCCUGCCUGAUUUUACUAUCCCACCUCCAUGGUUCUUCCCCUUCCCGGUUUAUGACCUAGUUUAUCUUUGCAACAAGGAUCCCAAUGAUAGCUCAGUCGCUAGAGCAGGGGUCAGCAACCUUUUUCAGCCGUGGGCUGGUCCAUCGUCCCUCAGACCAUGUGGUGGGCCAGACUAUAUUUUGAAAAUAAAAAUUAAAAAUGCAUGAAUUCCUAUGCCCCACAAAAAACCCAGAGAUGCAUUUUAAAUAAAAGGACACAUUCUACUCAUGUAAAAACAGCUGACUCCCAGACCAUCCACGGGGCGGAUUGAGAAGGCAAUUGGACCGCAUCCGGCCCCUGGGCCUUAGGUUGCCUACCCCUGCACUAGAGCAUCUUAAUCUCAGGGUUGUGGGUUCAAGACCCAGCUUGGGCAAAAAAUUCUUGCAUUGGAGGGGUUGGAUGAGAUGACACCCCCCCCCCCAUGAUCCCUUGCAACUCUAGAGUUCUAUAGGCUAGACUCAGACAUAGUUACUUGGUCCAAGGUCCCUCAGUGAGUUUCGUGGCUAAAUAGGGAUUUGAAUAUAGGUAUUGGAGCCAUCUUUAUAAAGUAUUGGGUUGUUUGUUGUUGUAGUAGUGGGGGAGAAUGAUGUAAAAUUGGCACUGGGAAGGGGAACAGUUUGUGCAGCCUGCACCACUAAGUAUUAGUGUCAGUGGUGGGUUUUAAUCUGCAAUUCAACACAUGGAGCUUUCUUGAUCGUUGCAUCUCAGUGCUGGGGAAGAGCAUAGAUCUGUUGAGUUUCUGCGUGUCAAAUAGCUAUUAAAAAACCAGCAGUGCAACCAGAAAGUGGCAACUUUCUCUUCCCCUACACACACACAUACACACACCACACGCUCGCUCGCUCGCUCACAUACACACUUCCCCCAUCCAUGCAACUAUGGCAUUUCCCCUAUUUCCAAAACAGAUUAAUUAAUAAAAUAGAUGCUGUACUGUACUUAGUCCUGUAUCAGCAGUUCCCAAACGGUGUGCCAAGAACACUGUUGCAUCUCUGGUGUUUUGUUUGUUAGGUGGCAGUGGAUAAUUUCCCUGCUUCCCUACAACAGAUCAUGUGCUAUGCAGAGACAUAGCAGAGUCACCCGCUUUCAGAGGAGGCUGCCUGUUUUAUCUCUGAAUGAGUUACUGUUCCCUGUAUGGCUCAUUCCAAACAGGUGGCAUACUCACGCAGAAACACAAUCUUCCAAGAGCGGUGCAAUUUUUACAUGGUUCUAAAAGCAAGUCAUCCCAGGUGCAAGAGUUUAGUUCUGAAGUUAAGGGUCCUUAAGUUAUUAGGCAUUUGACAAAUAUUGCAAGAUAGUGUAUUCAUUUUCUUUAAGGGCUGUGUCUUUCUGCCCAAUCCCCAGCGGAAAGGACCUUCCCCGGCUGGUAUACCAAUCUGUCGCCCUAGAAGUCUGCACACUCCAGCUGGCCUGGACCAGUUUGAGCUGUCUGGUUUUAUCUUCUCCCCUCUCCAGAUAACUUGGCAACAGACAUAAAGCAUCCACCAGCAACCCCCCAAGCUCUCUCGGUGUUGCCAAGGUCAUACCCCUUUCACAGAAUUAAAAUAGCCCUGCUUUGAUACAUGGGGGCAGGGGGACCUCUCCAGUAUAGAUGCUCUGCACUUGCUGAUUGCGGCUCAGUGCGCCAUAGGAAGAAAAGUCACCAUGGGGACAGCCUUGUGCUGAGUCAAACCACUGCUCCAUCCACCAUGGUAAUUGUUGGACUCAAACUCCCAUCGGUCCCAGAGAUCAUGGCCAGCAGUCAGGGGUGAUGGAGGUUGUAGUCCGCCAACACCCAGAGGACCACAGCUUUGGUCUGCAGCAGCUCUCCGGGAUUUCAGACAGUGGUCCAGUCUGGAUAUGUUCGGGAUUGUGCACGGGGCUUUCUGCAUGCCAAGCAGGUGCUCUGGAUAGCUCAGUCAGUUGCAGUGUGGUACUGAUAACACCAAGGUUGCAGGUUUGAUCCCCUAUCUGAAACCCUAGAGACCUGUUUGCAGUCAGCGUCAACUUUACUGAGCCAGAUGGACCGAUGAUUUGGAGUUUUUUUAAAGAGAGGUUGGGUGGCUAUCUCUCAGGGAUUCUUUAGUUGUUAUUUCUGAAUUGCAGAGGGUUUUACUAGAUGAUCAAAGCUUCCAAUCAUUGGCCUGUCUAGCUUGGUACUGUUUCGUUGACUGCAAACAGGUUUCAGACAGAGGAGACAGCCUUAUAUUAUACAGAGAUGUUGGGGGAUGAACCUGAAACCUUUUGCAUUCAAAGCAGAUGUUCUACCACUGAGCUAUGGACCAACCUUCCUGGUUCUUCCCCAACUUUGUUCUUUCCCUACCUUGUUCCAGCAGCUGCCCUUUGUCAGCCAGGCUUCCCAAUCGUCCCCCGCUUAGCCGCUGGCCUUUAAAAGUGAACGCUUCCGUCACCUCCCCAAACUCAUGGAGUAGCUGCAUGUGUCAACCCUUAGCAAGAUCACCAGUCCCGGGAAGGAUCUCCAGUGAAGCUGACCUCUCGAUUUAUUUCCCUUCCUCCCCUCCCUGCUGCAGCAGCCAUGGGUGAGUGGGGGUUCUUGAGCUCCCUUCUGGACGCGGUGCAGGAGCACUCUCCCAUGGUGGGCCGCUUCUGGCUGGUGGUGAUGCUCAUCUUCCGCAUCCUGAUCCUGGCCACGGUGGGCAGCGACGUCUUCGACGACGAGCAGGAGGAGUUUGAGUGCAACACGCGGCAGGUUGGCUGCAAGCAGAUCUGCUACGACUUGGCCUUCCCCAUCUCCCACUACCGCUUCUGGGUCUUCCACAUUGUGGUGCUCUCUGCCCCGGCAGUCCUCUUUGUCAUCUACUCCAUGCACCAGACCACGAAGAUCAACCAGAAGGAGAUGGAGACGGGAGAGGAGGAAGCCAGCCGGGCGGGGGGAAAGGCCCCUGCAAAAUUUGGGCCUCAGCCCAGCCAGCGCAGCCAAAACAUCAAGACCUUCUACAUUGUCAACGUGGUGGUGAGGAUCUUGGCCGAGAUGGGCUUCCUGGUCGGACAGUGGAUGUUGUACGGCUUCCAAGUGGGGUAUCAGUACAUCUGCAAGCAUCACCUGUGCCCUCACCUCAUCGACUGCUUUGUCUCUCGGCCAACCGAGAAGACCAUCUUCAUCCAGUUCUACUUCAUGGUGGGGCUGGUUUCGGCCUUGCUCAGCCUGGUGGAGCUGGCCCACCUCUUGUUCAAGAACCGCUGCAGGAGGCGCCGCACGAUUGCCCCGCCCACCACUGCCUCUUACGAACAGCAGGACAACUGGUCCAAUCAGAAGCAAGAGAAGAAAUCGCAGCACUUCCUGGCCCCGGCAGAGGGAGGCGCCAAUGGGAUGCCUUCUCAUGGCGGGAUUCCCAAUCACUAUGAGCCCAAGGCUCACUUCCACCAUAAGAGUUCCACGAAGAGCAGCCGGUCCUCUCGCUCUUCUUCUGCCAGAGCUGACUUGACCGUGUGAGGCCAGGGAGCUCCCUCUUUCCUCUGCCUCGCUGGUUGUUCCCUGGAUGAGCUGGACUCCUCCGGCUGGAAUAAUUGCACCCGUGAACUGUGUUUGCAGCCUGGCCCAAAUUACUACCACAGACCUGAUAUCGGAUCAUCUGUUCUAGCUUGUAAAGGAGACCUGCUGCAAUCCUUGGGGAUUCGUGCUUUGCUUUCAUGUAUGUUUCGGGGAAUUGGGGUGGGCUGGGCUGGCAUCUUUCAUUUAUAGUGUUUUCCAAAGGAUGCAUAGGCUUGAAACCCCUAAGAAAAGAGUCAGGAAGCUACACGCAUCAGAAGGAGUGGAAGUGGGGAGACAAUGACUUUUCCAACAAUGCACAAAACUCUUGUCCAGAUGAGCAACUCCUGCUUGAAUGGGCUAAAGAUUUGGCAGCAAACCUGGCUAUACAGAAGUAUGAUGUCAGAUGCAAUUGGGGAUGCUGUUGGGCUUGGACCGAUCGUUGGCGGCGGGGAGAUUGCAAUAAAAGGGGAUUCCUUUUUCUUGUUAAGAUGGUGUACCAUUGAGCCACUGUGUGUUCUGAAAGAGAGAAAAGAACUCGGUUUUAGUUAGUUGAAAACAAUUAGAUGAAUGCCAGGUACAUUGAUUUGCCUGGGAUGCAGCUCUUGAGGCCAGGAGGAUCUGUAAAUCUCUUUGUAGGAAGAAUUGAUCUGUUCAGGAGACUGUCCCCAGGGCAUUCUGUUGAAGCAAGAGGUGGGAUAGCUGGCAUUUUUACGGUCGCUCACACAGGGUAGGGAUGCUAUGCCUUCCAGGAAAGAGGCAGUCAUCAGGUGGUGGGUCCUUUGUUGUGCCAGAGCGAAAGGUGGGACAGUCAUGUGACUAAGAACCAUACCUGCGUAGGUUGUGCCUCCGUCUUCCAGGAGCUUGCCAGUGUCUUUAGCAUUAAAUAACUUUCCAUCCCAUUUGGCCAGGCAGAAUGAGCUAUCCCAACAGAACCAGACAUCAGAAAGAUAGAAAAGUGUGGUCUAAAGUUGGGGGUGGAGAACCUCAGGCCCUCCAAGUCUCUCUGCCUGGCCCUUGAGUUUCUUCCCAGGCCACACCUGCUCCCCAGGCCACAUCCCUCAUUGGCCCUGAUUCAUACCCUCCUUGGGUGUGGUUUUUUGCCUGGCUGGAAUGUGCCCUUGAUCUCUGUUAAUGCCUCUUGCUUGCCUGGGCAGAGGAUAGAGAGGCAUGGUGUACAGAAGCUAUUACCUUUACCUUUACCUUUACCUUUACCUAGCAGGCUUUCACAUAAAGCAUAGCUGUCAACAUUUCCCUUUUUUAAGGGAAAUUCCCUUAUUCCAAAUAGGAUUCCUCGCAAGAAAAGGGAAAAGUUGACAGCUAUGACAUAAACGGUUAACAUUACCAGAAGUAAGUAUGGCUCCCAUCAGACAGGGAGAUGUCCCUGGAGCCAAAACCCUUGGGUGUGUUGUAUCAAAACCCUCUCCCUGCCCGGAAAGAUUUUUAUCCAGACUAUUUUUAACAUUUCCCAUGGCAAAUGUUCCUCCUCCUCCUCGUCCUCUCUUGGGACCAUAUUUCCCUGUCCAAUUGUUUUUGAAAUAGAGAGAGAAUUCCCCCCUUAUAACAGUAACUCCACCACUGGAGAUUCAAUAUAGUUUCCUCUGUCUGAGACCUAAGCCUCAGCCUGAGCAGUCUCCAGGAUCUCGGGAUCUCUGAGCACCCCAGGAACCCUCCCUGAAGCCUUUAAACUCUCAGGUGUAUGAAGGCAUCAAGCUUUUCUUAGAGCUUAGUUUGCUGCUGUCCUUUGGGCGAGGAAUCAGCUGCCUCUUUUUUUUUAAUAAAAAACCCCCCACGAAAUGAUGUGGAUGAGUGAAGGAAGAGGGGGAAAUUUCAAUUCAGUUCGUAUUUAGAGCUGAAUCUUGUGAACAGAAACAUUUCUGUGGAUUUUGCCGUGCAGUUCUCUAGCCACGUAAGGUGUGCAAAACUGCAUAUACUAGGGUAAAGUGUGCUUAAAAAUGCAUAUAACUGUGAAAACAACACACACAACAACACUGUAUUAGUGGGGAUUACUUUGCAAUAAUGUGUAUAUUGUGCACAUUAGGAGAAGUUUGAAUCUUCAUGAGGAAUUUAAAACAUGCAAACCUAUGUGGAAAUGUAGAGAAGUGGACACAAAAUUGGGAAAAUAAAGAAUUGAAGAGAAACCAGAAUGAUAAAGAUUCACUAGUUCCUAGAUGAGGAUUGUGAAGAGGGGCUUAACCUUAUCAAGAUGCUUCUUGGAAAUGCAUUAAUAAAACAGAUAUCCCUCCCUCCCAAACAAGCCCAGGGCGGCAAACACUUAUAUGACCAAAACUGCAGU